This is a messenger RNA of Lingula anatina, 2096 nucleotides long. RefSeq names its product orexin receptor type 2-like. Lineage: Eukaryota; Metazoa; Brachiopoda; Lingulata; Lingulida; Lingulidae. The record is from RefSeq and is a predicted model, not a curated record.
CGGCAAAAAAUUCCCAAGGGGAUAUAAUAGGAAAGAGUCAGCGUGACCAGGUUAACUCUGUAUAAAUUGAUCUCAGCAUCAAUAUGUCUUCGAUGAAAAUAACGACUUUGUUAUACAUGUGCUUCUCUGGUCUAUCAGCAGGAGUCUUGGGCAAUCCAUUGGCAAACAGUAGUCAGAAUAGCGGCUACAUACGUUUUAAGUCAGUUAAAGAGGGCACGUAUACAGUAUACAUGACGUCAUCGGUUACGCAAAUCACUGAACGAUAUGGAAGGCAACGUGACGUUAGCACUGCAAUUGAUAGCAACCAAAGCAAGCAAGUCACCAGGAAAUUACACUACAAGCCGCGAGAGGUUCUGGGACCGACAACCAUUGUAGGGUCGCAUUCCGGAUAUCAUACUCAUAAUCAAAGUGACGUCACGGCAGGUUCUAUCACUAACUGCACUAUGCCGCGGUCCUUAGCGACUGGAGCAAAACAUGGCGUAGUUGUAACCAGAAGAAUAGCUCGGUUUUUGAUUUAUUCGUUAGGAAUCGUCUUCAAUCUUCUCUCAAUUGCCGUAUUCUGCCGAGGAACAUUGCGUCACACUACAACUUGCAACUUCAUGAUCUCCGUGUCUAUAGCGGACACGGUGCUACUCUUGGACGGUUUUAUGUUUUUGUUGGAGUAUGACGUAGACGUUGACGUCAUAUCUCCCAAUCCAGCUCUGUGUAAAACGGCUCUGUUCGUGUUCUACUCCGCGCCAGAGUACAGCGGGCUGAUCUUAACCGUAAUGAGCGCAGAGAGAUUUGUCAAAGUGAGGUUCCCCAUCAAGGCGAGCACACUAUGCACCAUGAGGAAAACCAGAGGGAUAAUUAUCGGUGUCUCAGUGGCUGUAUUAUUUAUCAAUUCACCCGUGCUCUUUACCGAUCUACUUUACGAAUAUAUACCGGAGUGCAAAACCACGAUAUGUUGGAACUUUCUCGUCUACGAGGCCAGGCCGGUCGGAAGUCACGGUAUACUGUCAUAUUAUGCUUACAUCCACAAGUGGCUUUCGUCAACUUUGUAUUGGAUCAUACCUCUGACGUCACUUCCGGUUAUAAACUUCCUCAUAAUCCACGAGACCAGCAAGGCGACCGAAAGAAUAAGAAGUCAAUCUGAGCCAGCUGAGGGAAAAGUUACUGGGCAGCACAGCACGGCGAACCACAAAACGCCCACUCUUGAUUCGCGAGAGAGAAGCCAGAGGCAAGUCACGCGGAUGCUCCUCGUCGUAACGUUUGCUUACGUCAUUCUUGUGACGCCAAUUAAUCUUCUUAACACGGGGGUCAUCAAUUUGUGGGACACGACGCAAAACGUCGCUCGUCAGUGGGUGUUUACGGUAUCCGUUCUUCUCUUUUAUAUCAACCACUCAAUUAAUUUCUGGCUGUACUGCUUCAGCGCGCCAAAAUACCGACACGAGUUUUUUGAAAUGGUUUAUUUUGCAAAAAGACGCUGUGCGACCUUGUGGACCAGGCUGCCCAAGAUCUCGACGAGAACACGCGAGGGUAUAUCACGGAGCAUGGACAGUGUGGACAGUGUGAGUCACAGCACCUCCAGCUCUGACGCUCACGCCACACACAUUGAAUUAUCUAGUCGGUCUCAGUCUGUCUUGGCACGUGACGUUGAGCUAAGCAGGUCACGUGAUGCUACGUCUAUGACGUCAUCUGGUCUUGGUACCCUGGGAAACAAACUGAGACAAGUUCCAUCAGCUCUGAGGAACGUCGCUUUGCGAAGAGAACGCAGUCGGUCCGUCAUCGCCCAAAAUGACAUGUCCACUCAUAUUGUUUCUAAUAUGUCAUCCACCUCUCUUGAGAGCAUGGGGGUUCAGCCUUCUUCUCAAAAUGACCAUGAUUCACAAGUUACUUCAGUCUUUUGUCCAGAUUUCAAUGGAAAUGGACAAAGGGAAAGAAAAUUAGAUGUGGUUGACGUGGGUGAUUUCAAAAACAGUGACAUGGUUUCAAGUGUGAGCAGCCAUUCCAUGGUGAAUGAGGUUGAAGCAAACGUGCACCAAGAGCAAAGCAGACGGAGCUACGUGACUUUCUCAGUAAGUGACGAUUACGAUACUAUGGAAACUGAAGUAUAA